Messenger RNA from Heterocephalus glaber (naked mole-rat), 1056 nucleotides. Lineage: Eukaryota; Metazoa; Chordata; Mammalia; Rodentia; Bathyergidae. The record is from RefSeq and is a predicted model, not a curated record.
AUGGAGCAGUGUAUGAUGUGUCCUGAUGAUCAGUAUGCCACAAUUCAGCAAAACCACUGUCUCCAAAAGUCUGACACUUAUCUGGCUUAUGAAGACCCCAUGGGGAAGGCUAUGGCUAACACUGCCCUGAGUCUCACCGUUCUCACAGCUGCUGUUCUUGGGCUCCUUGUGAAGCACAGAGACAUUCCCACUGUCAAGGCCAACAACAGGGCUCUCAGUUACACCCUCCUCAUCUCCCUCACCUUCUGUUUCCUUUGCUCCUUACUCUUCACUGGCUGGGCCAACACAGCCACCAGCAUCCUCCAGCAGACUAUAUUUGGAGUUGUGUUCACUGUGGCUGUUUCCACUGUCUUGGCCAAAACUGUCACUGUGGUGCUGGCCUUUAAGGUCACUGCUCCAGGCAGAAGGAUGAGGCAGUUGCUGGUAUCAGGAGCACCUAACUACGUCAUCCCCAUCUGCUCCCUCAUCCAACUCACUCUCUGUGGAGUCUGGAUGAGAACAAAUCCACCCUACAUUGACACAGAUGCCCAAUCUGAAUGUGGCCACAUCAUCAUCGUGUGCAACAAGGGCUCACUCACUGCCUUCUACUGUGUCCUGGGAUACCUGGGCUCCCUGGCCCUGGUGAGCUUCACUGUGGCUUUCCUGGCCAGGAACCUGCCUGACACAUUCAAUGGAGCUAAGUUCCUGACCUUCAGCAUGCUGGUGUUCUGCAGUGUGUGGAUCACAUUCCUCCCUGUGUACCAUAGCACCAAGGGGAAGGUCAUGGUGGCCAUGGAGGUCUUCUCCAUCUUGGCCUCCAGUGCAGGGCUGGAGUGCAUCUUUGCCCCUAAGAUCUCCCAGUGCCUAGAGCUGAGCUGCAGUCAGCUGCAGGUCAUUGGGGAAAGGAUCACUUUGGCCCAAGACAAGAUUGAGAAGAUCAAGGGCAGCAAGAAGGCCAUCAAAGUGUCUCCAAGUACCCGGCUCCUGAGCACCUGCAGGAGUAUAGCUCCACCUUUGGUGGCACGCAGUGCCAAGGCUGUGCCACUGCACCCAGAGCAAGCACGAGCUGCUGGAUGA